CCUCCUCCUCCUCCUCCUCUUCCUGACGCCACAAACGAGCCAGGAUCGGCGCAAAGAAGAGCGUGUGUGCGUGUGUCUGCCGCCGCCUCCUCCUCUUCAUCACAACUCCACAUUAAAGAGCAGCGUGUCCCUUUAAAAGCGUCUGACUAAAAAAAAAAAGCGCCCAUAUGAUCCCUGAGCUCCAAUCACCAAUUCCUCCUGCAAAAGCAGCCUCUGCAUUUUUGUGUGUCUGAAUGCUACAGCAGCAGCAGCAGCAGCGGCGGCAGCAGAGGCAGAGGCAAAGGCAAAGGCACGGGGAGGGAAGGAAAAAGAGAUUUAUGGAUAAGGCAAAAACUGGAGAAAUGUGACAAAUCAACGGUCAUUUUCAUGGCGGAGGGGAAACUGCUGCGAAAGGAGUUAUUCUUGGACUCCUUUGAGCCUCGGAACGCUGGAUCAAAAUGCUCAUAGUGGAGAAGACCACAGACUUCCCCUCUGCUGAGUUCUCUCUGGUGGAGGAUGUGGCUCUGCACUUCACCUGUUUGAUGGACAGGCUGAAUGAGCAGCGUCUCUUCCAGCCUGACCUGUGCGACGUCGACAUCGUCCUGGUCCGUCAGCACAGCACCUUCCCGGCCCACAAGGGCGUGCUGGCGGCCUACAGCCCGUUCUUCCACUCCCUCUUCGCCCAGAGCAAACAGCUGCGGCGCGUGGACCUGUCGCUGGACGCCCUGACCUCGCAGGGCCUGCAGCAAAUCCUCAACUUCAUCUACACCUCCAAGCUGCUGGUGAGCAGCCGCACCGUCCGCGACGUGCUGAACGCGGCCACGCUGCUGCAGAUGAGCGACAUCGCCGCGUCCUGUCGCGACCUCAUCAGCAGCCACUCGCUGAGAACCACCUGCGCGGAUAUGGCAAACCAGGACGGGGUCGGCGGCGGCGAUGACCCGACUGCUGUCGCAAUCCCUGCCAGAUCGUUGUACCGGGAGAUCAAGCAGGAGUCAGAGCUGAGCAGGGUGUUCAAGAGAGAGGGCAACAGCCCGUUUUCUGUCCGAGUGGAGGAGGCGGGAAAGACGCCCUCCCAGCAGAAGCAGUACUACCAGAAAGAUGAGGGGACGGGUGCGUUGUGCAAAGUAGAAGGCAACAGCGAGGACUCAAAGUCCACCGACAGCCACUCGUCCUUCAACAGAGAUCAAAUCAUCGUUGAAGUGAAUCUCAACAACCAGACGCUUAAUGUGUCAAAGGGAUCAGAAGGCAAGUCCACAGAGUCGGCCGGCAUGUUUGGCUGUUGCCACGACAACGAGAGAGAUUCCGAGGACGACGAGGAGAACGAGGCGGAGAACGACGACGCCAUCGAAGCCGAUCACAGCGACCUACAGAGGGGAGACAUGGCGGGGCCGAGCAGUGACGAGGACGAUGAGGAGGACGAGGAAGAGGAGGAGAACACCCUAAACAUUCCAGGCUUGCAGCAGGCGGCCAUGAUGGAUCGCCCCCGGCGGGGCACCAGAGCCUUAACCAUGGCAGGAACCGUGGCCUCCAUGCGGCAGACGCUGGCCGAGGCCACGCUUGCCAACCAGCGGCCGCGCGGGAAGAGGCACGCGGGCCGAGAGUGCGUGGGCCAGAAAGUGAGGCUGGAGGAGAAGCAGCACUUCCCGUGCAAGAAGUGUCCGCGCGUCUUCAACAACUGCUGGUACCUGGAGAAGCACAUGAACGUCACUCACAACCGCAUGCAGAUCUGCAACAACUGCGGGAAGCGCUUCCUGCUGGAGAGCGAGCUGCUCCUGCACCAGCAGACCGACUGUGAGAAAAGCAUCCAGUGUGUAACAUGUGGCAAAGCCUUCAAGAAGCUGUGGUCGUUACACGAGCACAACAAGAUCGUCCACGGCUACGCCGAGAAGAAGUUCUCCUGUGAGAUCUGCGAGAAGAAGUUCUACACCAUGGCUCACGUCCGGAAGCACAUGGUCGCCCAUACGAAGGACAUGCCGUUCACCUGCGAGACGUGCGGGAAGUCAUUCAAGCGCAGCAUGUCCCUGAAGGUUCACUCUCUGCAGCACUCAGGAGAGAAACCCUUCAAGUGUGAGAACUGCAGCGAGCGCUUCCAGUACAAGUACCAGCUGCGCUCCCACAUGAGCAUCCACAUCGGACACAAGCAGUUCAUGUGCCAGUGGUGCGGAAAGGACUUCAACAUGAAACAGUACUUUGACGAACACAUGAAGACACACACUGGAGAGAAGCCGUACAUCUGUGAGAUCUGCGGGAAAAGCUUCACCAGCCGGCCUAACAUGAAGCGCCACCGCCGCACACACACUGGAGAAAAGCCGUAUCCCUGCGAGGUGUGCGGCCAGCGCUUCCGCUUCUCCAACAUGCUCAAGGCCCACAGGGAAAAGUGCUUCCGAGUCAGUAACCCCAUGGUUACGGAUGGAGACGACGCCCUCGGGCUGGACCAGUCGCCUGCAGCGGACUCUUCCGGUCAGGCUCACCUGGGGACUGCGCUUCCUGCCACGUCCGUGACCACGCCCCCCGUUGCCUCCAGCCCCCACCCACUCCACGGCACCCAGCUUUCUCUGCCCCUGCUGCCUCCGAUGGGCGGGCUGCCUCCCACUCCUCACUUACCCCCGCCGCCUCCCCUGUUCUCUGCUGGUAGGAUGAGCUCCAACAACUAACAAAUCUUUCUAGCUUUGAAAGCACUUUUGUUGUACCAUUUUUCUUUGGGAACUUUUUAAAGAGGACCCUGUGGGUGUGAGUGAUGCACCUCAGGGACACAGAGGAGGGAGAAAACUGAGUGAAGCCUGCAUAGAGGCCCCAUAAAAAAGCAUAUAUAUACACCUACCACAAUAAUAAAGUGUUAUUUUUUACUCUCUUGAAUACAAUAGAAAACCUCAGUGUCCGCUCGGACUUCACGUCAUCACUCUUCUCCUCGCGUGAAUCUCAAAACCUUUGUCGUCGUUUCUCAUUUCCCACACCACCGUGGUCAUCUCUCCUGAGUGUUGCACAAUGCAUUGAUUGUAGCAUCUUUUACCGAGUGGAAGAAAAGAGUUUCCUCCAUGUCCACUGAUGGUUCAUCAGUGGAGUGAGAUUAACACAACGGAAGAAAAAAAAGACAAAAAAAAAAAGGUUUAUUUUCCCGUUCUCUGCCAAGAUGUAGCGCGUGGUUCUGGUUCCUACCCUGCAAUAACCAAAUCCUGAUUUGUCUUUUGAGCAUUAUACAUGUAUAACGGCGUUGCCAAUAACCAAAUCCUGUUAGCUCACCUGCUAUAGUUAGGUAAUGUUAUACAGCGUUUAUAAUCGAUCCUGCACCUUACAUUUAACUCUAGUGAUAUUUAAAAGUGUAAUCCUAGUCGUCUUCAUUUUUAUAAUUGUGGUCGUGUGUAAUUUGUGGCACGUCAACGUCAGUUUGUGAGGACACGAGAGAAGUGGUGACACUUGCACAGUCGACUGUGCAGUGUGUGUGUGUGUGUGUGUGUGUGUGUGUGAUGGGACGUGAGAAGAUCCAGAUCUAUAUUCAGCUAAAUACGAGCUUCCCUAAAUCAGGAGAGGAACAAAAUGUGUUGACUUUCUUUUUUUUUUUUUUUUUUUAAUUCUUCUUCUAUCUUUUGUUGUUGCUUGCUUACAUUAAGCAAGUACACUCCACUCCCGUCAACGUGGCUUUGAGAUGAUGUGGCACUUUUUUUUUCUGUGACUUGUUAGUAAAAAACACCUAAUGUACUUGGACCUACAGUAUAGUUGUAGGUUUCCUUCUGAUGUAAAUGUUAACUUACCGCUAACUGCCACGCCCCCCCAAAAUCAUGUCGUUAGUCUGCAGAAUACCAACACUAUAGUGAUAAUAAUAAUAUUCACAAACUCUGCUAAUGAAGCUCAUUAAGUGCGCACAUCUCCUCAUUAAGUAUAUUGUGAAAUGAUUAACGUUCUAUUCCAAUCUCCUCUUAAAGAGCACUGACAUUGACGGUGAUUACAUGGACGGCAAUAAUCUGAUAUUAACCUGAUUUGAGACAAUAAGUCACUGCCAUGUAAGUAGCAUGUUCUGAUUAACGCAUCCUAAAAAAAAAUGGUCAUAUUGAUUUCAAAUAAGCAAGAAAAGUCAAUUAUUUGUAACCUAGUUGUGUUGUGUACACACGAGUCAUCAUCAGACAAAGACUAACAGGAAUACGACUGAAAUAUUAUAAUAAGCAGCUCAUGCAAACACAGUUUGAAUCAUGUCUUUUUUCAGAAUUGGGUUAAUAGAUUUUAUUGGUUUCCAUGUAAACGUGGUCAUUUAUUACUUUUGGCACAGCGGAGCUCGUCACUUA
Messenger RNA from Solea solea (common sole), 4256 nucleotides. RefSeq names its product zinc finger and BTB domain containing 47b (gene zbtb47b). Gene Ontology annotation, biological process: regulation of transcription by RNA polymerase II. Gene Ontology annotation, cellular component: nucleus. The transcript has 6 exons. Lineage: Eukaryota; Metazoa; Chordata; Actinopteri; Pleuronectiformes; Soleidae. Bases 438 to 2633 code for a protein of 731 amino acids. Gene Ontology annotation, molecular function: DNA-binding transcription factor activity, RNA polymerase II-specific; protein binding; RNA polymerase II cis-regulatory region sequence-specific DNA binding. The record is from RefSeq and is a predicted model, not a curated record.